AUGGAGAGGUAUAGAGCAAGAAUUGGUUUGGCACAUGCUGUGGUGAAUGUGUCAAACAAGAUUUGGGCUUUUAUUGAUGAAAUUUUUGAGGUUACUAUUCUAUAUAACAUGACUCAACAGCUGACUUUGAGAUUGAUGCACACUGAAACACAUGUUGAGCUCAUCCUUACACUAGUUUAUGCCAAAUGUGAUCGCAUUGAAAGAAUUGAACUAUGGGAUACUUUGUAUGCAAUGGCAUCAGAUAUGACAGUACCAUGGCUAGUUGGAGGCGACUUUAAUGUGAUAUGGGACGAGGAAGAUAAGUAUGGAGGAUUGCCGGUUUCUCUCCUCGAAGUAGAUGACUUUAGGCACUACAUAAAUACCUGUAACUUGACAGAUUUGGGAUUUAAAGGAAGCAUAUUUACAUGGUGGAAUGAAAGAUCAGAGGAGGACUGUAUUUUUAAAAGAUUGGACAGAUGUUUUGGCAAUAAUGAAUUGCAACAGACCUUUCCUGGAUUGGAGUUAAAGAAUCUUAAGCAAGCACUAUCUACCUGGAGCAGAGCUACAUAUGGGGAUAUAUUCCAGAAGAUUUCAAGCCUGGAGGAGGUGGUCCUGGUUCAUGAAAGACAAUUUGAAGUCAAUCCUACACAGAUGAACAGACAAAGAUUACAACAGGUACAAGCUGAAAUGAUUAAAUAUCUUGCAUUAGAGGAAGAAUUCUGGAGACAAAAAGCUGGCAUGUUAUGGUUCAAAGAUGGCGACAGAAACUCUAAAUUCUUCCAUGCUCAAGUUAAUGGGAGAAGAGACUAA
Nicotiana tabacum (common tobacco) is the source of this 789-nucleotide messenger RNA. The record is from RefSeq and is a predicted model, not a curated record. NCBI's taxonomy places the organism in Eukaryota, Viridiplantae, Streptophyta, Magnoliopsida, Solanales, Solanaceae.